GGCCUGAAGGAGGGGAGGGGGGUUGCAAUCAUGCAGAGGGCCAGCGUGAUGGGGAUGCCCUGCCCAGAACCCAGUGGAUCUUACUCCCAGCAGUUCAAAGCCAUGAGGUUCUCCUAUCACAUCGAAGCGGGAGCAGCUACUUCUCCCCAGAUCCGAGCCGGUCCUGCUCAGCCCCCACGGCUCCUGGUCAAGAGCCUCUCAUUGGAGCCUAGUCCAGAACAUCACUGUCCAGAAGCACCCCAGCGGCUCAUCUCUGAUCCAGGACCUGACUGUAGUGAAGGAGAAGCAGCCAAGCUCCGGCCACUCAAACGACCCCCAGGACCAAAGCCACAAGUCCCUCCCAAACCAGCCCAUCUGCAGAGUAUCCAGCCACCACGACUCCAUGAAUCUAUUCCCCCACCCCCGUCACGACCGCUCCCAGCUGGCCCCCGCCUGAGCCGAAGCCCCCUGCCAAAGGAUGGAUUGGGGUCAUUAUCUGCUGUCUCCUGCCUCAUUGAAAAGUUUGAAAGGGAACCUGUAAUCCUGGCUGUUGAACAGGCCUUGUCGCCGUGCCCCAGUCCAGAUCUCCAGACCCCAGAGGCGGGUUCCAUGGAGCCCUUGCUAGAUUGCCCAGCUUCACUGGAAUCAACAGAGUUGGCUCACAAACUUCUGGAUCUCCUGGCACUGGAAGGGGGACAAGAGGCUGUGGGUAGUGCUGCCUGCUUGCCAUCUCAUGAUGGUGGGAAGCUGGCUAACCGAGACAGUGGCAUUGACAGCAUCAGCUCGCCAUCCAACAGCGAGGAGAUCUGCUUUGGGGGUGAUGAGGGCACAGGAGAGGGAGCAGGGGCACCAGUGCCUCCUGCCAUCAUCAAGCGCCGCUCGACCCGUGAUUCUGAGGGGGACAGCGACAUGGAUGACGGCAGCGGGGACGAGGCUGAGCUGCUACCAGAGCUCCCACCCCCACAGGCAGAAAGACAGGACUCUGAUGAGAUGACAGUUCCACAAAAGGUUUUCCGAAUCGCCAAUGAGCUUCUCAAAACAGAAAAGGCCUAUGUCUCUCGCCUGUAUCUGCUGGACCAGGUCUUCUGUGCCCGUCUGCUGGAGGAAGCACGCAGCCGAAACUCUUUCCCAGUUGAUGUGGUGAUGGGCAUUUUUGCCAACAUCUGCUCAAUCUACUGCUUCCACCAGCAGUUCCUGCUCCCGGAACUGGAGAAACGUAUGGAGGAAUGGGAGCAACACCCCCGCAUCGGGGAUAUCUUGCAGAAACUGGCACCUUUCCUCAAGAUGUAUGGUGAAUAUGUAAAGAACUUUGACCGUGCCAUGGAGCUUGUCAACACGUGGAUGGAGCGCUCAGCACAGUUCAAGGGCAUUAUCCAUGAAGUGCAGAGGGAAGAGAUAUGUGGGAACCUGACCCUUCAGCACCACAUGCUGGAACCUGUCCAGAGAAUCCCGCGCUACGAGCUUCUGCUGAAGGACUAUCUCCUCAAACUGCCUCAGGAUUCACCUGAUUGCAAGGAUGCCCAGAAAUCCCUGGAACUUAUUGCAACAGCAGCAGAGCACUCAAAUGCAGCCAUCCGCAAAAUGGAAAGGAUGCACUCACUGCUGAAGGUGUAUGAGCUGCUUGGAGGUGAGGAAGACAUAGUAAACCCCACUAAUGAGCUCAUCAAGGAAGGGCACAUCUUGAAGCUUUCUGCCAAGAAUGGUACCACGCAAGACCGGUACCUGAUCCUGUUCAAUGAUCGGCUCCUGUACUGCGUGCCCAAGCUGCGUCUCAUUGGCCAGAAAUUUGGGGUCCGCUCUCGCAUAGACGUGGAGGGUAUGGAGCUGAAAGAGACCAGCAGCCUCAAUGUACCCCGGACCUUCCUUGUAUCAGGGAAGCAGCGAUCCCUAGAGCUUCAGGCCAGGACUGAAGAGGAGAAGCGAGACUGGAUCCAGGCGAUACAAGCAACAAUUCAGAAACACGAGCAGACUCUGGAGACGUUCAAGCAGCUGGUCAGUGAGGAUGAAACACCACCCAAUUCGCCAGGGUGCGAGCUGGGCCGACGGGCACCCACACCAAUCCGGGAAAAAGAGGUGACCCUUUGUAUGCAAUGCAAGGAGCCGUUCAAUGCCCUCACCAAGCGGAGGCACCAUUGCCGGGCCUGUGGCCAUGUUGUCUGUGGGAAAUGUUCAGAGUUCCGGGCCCGCCUGGUGUAUGACAACAACCGGCCCAACCGUGUCUGCACUGACUGCUACACAACGCUACAGGGCUCCCCUGCGAGUCCCAUCCCACAUCCCAAUACACCUCAGCGUCGGAGAUCCAUUCUGGAGAAACAGGCUUCUGUGGUGGCAGAGAACAGUGUGAUCUGCAGCUUCUUGCACUACAUGGGAAAAGGAGGGAAGGCCUGGCACAAAGGCUGGUUUGUCAUCCCUGAAAAUGAACCCCUGGUGCUGUACAUCUAUGGAGCCCCACAGGACGUCAAGGCCCAGCGCUCGAUGCCUCUGAUUGGUUUUGAGGUGAACCUGCCGGAACCCGGUGAGCGGGUGGAUCGACGUCAUGCCUUCCGGAUCAGCCAGAGCCACCUGUGCUGGUAUUUCAGCCCCGAGACUGAGGAGUUACAGCAGCGAUGGAUGGAGGUGCUGAGCCGGGCAGGCCGUGGAGAAGAAGGCAAGGGACCGCCUUCCAUCCUGGAGGCAGAUGAGGAUACAGAGGCAGAGAGAACCUAGAUGUGGAGACUGGGCAAUGAGGAAUUAACAGACUGCCCGCUUUGGGAACUUGUUCACCAUUCUCUGAUCAGUAUACUUGAACAUUUCUCUCUCUCUCUCUCACUUUCUGGCACUUUCUCCCCUUUAUUUCCUAGUCAGCAUUAAUAGGGCCACCUCUUGCCUUUUUGUGAUAAAAAAAAAAGACCUGUCCUCAGCCACAAGGUUUCCAGCCAUUCCCAGCUGCAGAGGUGAUGCACGCAACAUGCACUGACUCUUACUCUAGGCCAGUUCGUCUUCCUAGCUGUAGCAGCAUAUGGGAACCAACACCUCCAAUUCUUUUCUUUCCUCCCACCCUCUAUUCAGGGAGAAAUGGAUCUGAGCAGGUGGAUGUCUUCCUUCCAACAUGCGCUUCCCCCUCGUUUGCGUUUUGGACCAAGAUCUGUUCUUCCAGUCCUCACUGCUUAUUUAGCACUUACUGAACAUAUGUCCACUGCAGUGUUUUAAAGAAUUUGUGGGGUGGUGGUGAGAGAUUUUAUCAUCGGCAUGGAACCAAUUAUUUCAGUGUAAUGCAGGCAGCAGGGGCAGGGGAGAGAGAAUGAGGGGGUCCCCCUGUCAAGCAUUUGUCUGCCUUGUUGGUAACCCUCCUUCCUUUAUCUGUGUGAGACUAGGUGGCAUUUUGGCUUUUGUGAUGUUUCCUCACACUGCUGACCACUUUCAGACCCCAAAGGCUGAUUUGAGCCUGCCUCAGAAUUAGCAGAUGGACCAUCAUGACUUUAAGUCUCUCUCAUAACAGGACCAGCUUUGAUUAAGCCCCUCUAGGCUGGGAUGUGGGAACCAGUUUAAAGACGAAAAAUGAGCCAGGCUUCUUUUCCUUGCUACAGUAGAUGGGGUUCCCUCUUGCUGAUAAGGCAAUCCUCUGGGACCACAGUGAUGAGUUGCUGCCAUAUUCUCCCAUUCACUGUUUCUUCCUCUACCAUGCUGUGGAUCCGAGGGCAGAAUCCACCCAAGAGUUCUCCUGUGCAAGCCUUGCUAUAGUGCAUGGAGCUGCACAAUGGUGUAGGUAACAUUAUUUCUGUAAUAAUCACUCUUCCACAUUGUGUUUGGGAUUUUUUUUAUAAAUGUCAAAUUAUGCUCCAAGGUGCUUUCAACACAUGAAAGUAUGCAAUAAAAUUGCAGACAAGGCCACUUAAAUCAAACAAUAAAAAUAGAGAAGCAGCUGCCAAUAAUUGAUCAUGUCAAAGAAAUGUGGAAAAUGUAAUCUUCAGGAGCGUUUAGUUAGCAGGGAACAGACAUACUGAGAGGGAGAAAAGUCCCCCAUGGAGCAUCCUGUCAAAGCGUUGCCUCCUGACACUACAAAGGGAUGUAUGCCUAAACCAAGUUAGAGAUAUAACAUUUCUGGAAAUGUUGAAGCCAUAGAAGAAAAACCUUCCUCCCUUCCCUAUUUUUUCUGAGGAAAAGCAGAAUUUUUGGGGAAGCUGAAUAUGUGCAAUAUUUUUUUCAAACUUAUUUUUGGCUUUAAUGUGCAACUUCAUUAAGAUAUACAAUUACCCAUGCUGAUUAGUGGUGCUUACUCCCAGGUAACCAUGCAUAGGAUUGCAGCUUUGAAAGUAUAGAUGCCAUUCAGUGCAAUCCUAUACAUGUCUACUGAGAACUAAGCCUGAUUAUUCUGGUAAGUGGGUGAAGGAUUGCAGAACUGUAGGGUGGGAAAUCAGGUCAUUAGAUACAGAAGAUUUGCUUCUAUUAUCUCCAAACUUGAUCAAAGGUCAUCAGAAAAAGGAAAGCAACAAUUCACUCUAUAGGCCACUGUUAAUAUUGCAGAUCAGAGGUGAGGCUGGUUUGGAUUUCCAGUCAAAAAGGUCCCCAUAUCUUUCAGAUUGCAGUAAAGGUCCAUCUCUUUAAAUUGCCUCUUUACAUCUCCCAGAUCAAAUCAAGCAUUUAGGUGGAUGCAAAAGCCAACCACGUUCAACUGGAUUGUAUAUAGACUGGUUGCAUUUAUAAAUGUUCAAAAACAAAUUGCACAUGAAGUAAGAGCAGGUUUGAUGCUAGUUUUGCUACUCAGAACAAAUCCUGAGCUCAGUAUCCUUUAAUUCUAAAUAUAUUUCUUUUGCACAAGGAUCUGGUUGGUGGAUCUCAGGGUUCUAGUUAAAAAGAAAAGUAGAUCCCACAAGGCUGAAGUCUGCCCACCCAUGGUCUAGCCUGCUGUUCAUGCUACAUCAUUGGUUUUAUUGUGGGAUUGGUGCUCCUCAUGCAUGCAUUUUUUGCAGCGUCCAUAUAACAUCUUCAUCAAAAUGUGAGACCCCCCCAUUUAAUCUGGAUUUAUCCUUUUUGAUGAAAAUCCAGUAAGUUAGAAAAACCUGUUGCUAAUGACCAAUUAACAAUUAAGCCCACUCCUUAAAAUACCCCAUUUUCCAUUUAUUUCAAAAUUCAUUUCAGUAUUAACGUAAGAAUUGCCUUGCUGACUCAAAGGCAGGCUCACCUAAUGCAGUAGUUCCCAAACGUUUUCCCCCAUGGCCCACUUGAAAAUUGCUGAGGGUCUUGGCAGGUUGCUUACUGAUUUUUUUUGCCUGUUGUACCAAUAGUAAUGUGCUAGAUGCAUGAUUUUUAAUUGUAUUUUUAUAGACAUGCUGUGGACCACCUGAAUGAAGCUCGUGCACCACUGGUGGUCUGUGGACUGCAGUUUGGGAACCCCCAAUCUAAUAUUUCAUUUUGUCUUUAGAGAGACAGAUGGGUAGGGUGUAACAGCAACAGCUAUUCCUGUUCUUCGAUUUUACUAUCUGGUGCUCAGAGUGAUACACUGAAAUUCUAUUUGCCUACCACAGCUAAUAUACAGCCAUCAACAAGGCUUAGCAAAUACAAUGGCUUUGAACAGCCAAACCCCAUGCCAUAUAGAAUAGGGUGCUUGUGCAGAUGCUCAGUGGAUUUUGCCAAAGGAGGGGGUUGUUACUAUAAGGGGCAGAGAAAACCUGAAAGACACACAUACACUAUUCUCAAAUGUAGUUGCUUUCCCUCGAUACGGUGCACUUAAAAACAAUUGAUGUUAUUAAGUUCUCUUCUGAUCCUUAUUGAAUUAUUGUGGAGUUUCCUAUGACCCUUCCAAUAUUUUUCUCUCUCCCCCUCCGUAUCCUGUUUCAACUUACAUGUGGGGCUUCCUUUUCAAAAACUGACCCAUUGGCCUGUUUAUGUAGGGCUCCUGGUGGUGCCUAUCUCUAUUCUUUGUCAUUCUUUCCCCACCCACCCCUCCCCACCGUGGUGUAGAGGUAGUGCAUGUAACUUUCAUAUUAAAAAAGUCAGUAUUAAGGGAUAUACAAAAUCUUACCAAAAUAAUAUUUUAUUGUUGCUCAUAUACAGUGGCUGGCCACUACAGAGGUUAGGAAAGGGGAACUUCUAUUGAGAGAAGUGCCCUAUCCCACAACCAAGGAUUUGUGUAUUGUCCAUGUUACUUUCUAGUUUUGUUGUUGUAUUUUGUUUUCCAUUGUCCAUAAUUUUUUUUAAAUACACGAUUUUGUUUUUCUGUUA
This is a messenger RNA of Rhineura floridana, 6180 nucleotides long. RefSeq names its product FYVE, RhoGEF and PH domain containing 1 (gene FGD1). The coding region runs from base 31 to 2685 and encodes 884 amino acids. The record is from RefSeq and is a predicted model, not a curated record. Gene Ontology annotation, biological process: cytoskeleton organization; filopodium assembly. The transcript is spliced from 18 exons. Gene Ontology annotation, molecular function: metal ion binding; guanyl-nucleotide exchange factor activity. Gene Ontology annotation, cellular component: cytoplasm. Lineage: Eukaryota; Metazoa; Chordata; Lepidosauria; Squamata; Rhineuridae.